UCUGCCUAUUCAGUGUCAAUUGUCUCGCUGUCCUUAAUUCUCAGGCAGUUGGAUUCGUGGAAGAAUAUUUUUAUGCACAAAUAAAUUGUAGUUAACUUAUUCAAGGGCAACUGAUUUUCUUAGAAUGGACCUGCAGUGAUGUUUUUUUGCAUCAGCAUGGAACAAAGAGGCGCGCAGGAUUGGGUGAGACGCUGUUUUCUCUGGUGCGUGGCUGCGGUGCUUUUGUGCAGCGUGACUUCGGCGCAAUUAAGAUACUCCAUCUCCGAGGAGGUCGAUGGAGGAACGGUAGUUGGGAAUGUUGCAAAAGACCUCGGAUUGGAUAGAAAUACGCUGAAAGAGCGCAAAUAUCGGAUUGUUUCAAGUACUCCGGAGCCUCUUUUUCAUGUGAGUGAGACCGACGGCGUUCUUUACGUCAGCAGGAAGAUCGACAGGGAAAAGGAGUGCCCGCAAAGCAGUACAUGUUUGAUCAACUUAAAAACCGUGCUCGAAAACCCACUUGAGGUCCACUAUGUUGGAGUGGAGGUGCUGGAUGUAAACGACCAUUCGCCCAGUUUUCCCGAGGAAGAAACAAAGCUAGAUAUUUCAGAGUCAGUGUUGCCUGGUGCAAGAUUUCAGCUGCCGGCUUCUAAGGAUGGAGACACUGGUCAAUUUUCUGUUCAGCAAUAUAAACUGAGUGACAAUGAUCAUUUUCGUUUGGAAGUUAAAGACAAAGGAAAAGAUGGGAAAAUUCCCAUACUGGUUGUGAAAAAAUCUUUAGACAGGGAAAAAACAGGGCAUUUAUCAUUAGUGUUAACUGCAUUGGAUGGAGGUAAACCUCAGAAAACCGGUGAAAUUAAUAUUUCAAUAAACGUGAUUGAUGUGAAUGACAAUGUUCCUGUUUUCUCCCAAGAAGUUUAUUCUGUGACACUGAAUGAAAAUGCUGUAAUUGGAACAACCGUUAUACAAGUAAAUGCAACUGAUUUAGAUGAAGGCCCAAAUGGAGAAGUAAUUUAUUCCUUUAGCAAGAAUAAUCAAAAUAUAAUGCAUUUGUUCGACAUAAUUGCAAAUAGUGGUGAGAUUGUGGUGAAAGGUCUAAUAAAUUAUGAGGAUAAUGACAUGUUUGAAAUUGAAAUCCAAGCAUCAGAUAAAGGUCUUGCACCACUAACAACAGAAAAAAGUGUCAUCAUCAAGAUAGUUGACGUUAAUGACAAUGCACCUGAAAUUGAAGUGACGUCAUUUUCCAGUUCCAUUCCUGAAGAUUCCAGACCGGGAACAACAGUUGCUCUAAUUAAUGUGAACGAUUUUGAUUCUGGCCUCAAUGGAAAAGUAAUUUGCUCCAUAAAUGAAGAUGUUCCUUUUACUUUGUCACCGUCAUUACAAGACAAAAUGUUUUCUUUAGUGACCAAAUCACCUUUAGACAGGGAGAAAAGGUCCCACUAUGAUAUAACAGUAGUUGCAAGAGAUGCCGGUCAACCUGCACUCUCAUCUCAAAAGACAAUCAGUGUUUACAUUUCAGACGUGAACGAUAACUGUCCCGAGUUUUCAUCCAGUCCUUACACUUUCUAUGUCACCGAGGGCAACGAUGCAGGCGCCGCCAUCUUUUCUGUCAAAGCCUCUGAUCAAGAUGACAAUGAGAAUGCUGUUGUUUCAUAUCACAUUCUCAGAAAUUAUAACACGCUGUCUUCAUUUUUAAGUAUAAAUAGUGACAAUGGACAGAUCUCGGCCCUAAAAAGUUUUGACUUUGAGACGCUGAAAAGUUUCCAGUUCCAAGUGGUGGCCAGAGAUGGUGGAAGUCCUCCACUGAGCAGCAACGUGACAGUGAAGGUGUUCAUUCUGGAUCAGAACGAUAACGCUCCAGUAAUCCUGUAUCCAGUCAGCUCCAACGGUUCUGCCCAAGGUGUGGAGGAGAUUCCCCGCAACAUCAAAGCGGGAGACUUGGUGACCAAAGUUCGAGCCUACGACGCCGACAUCGGCUAUAAUGGCUGGUUGCUCUUUUCGCUGCAGCGAGUCAGCGACCACAGUCUGUUUUCUUUGGACCGCUACACGGGCCAGAUCAGAACACUUCGGUCGUUAACGGAGACGGACGAGGCUGAGCAUCGCCUGGUCGUCCUGGUCAAAGACAACGGCAACGUGUCGCUCUCGGCAACAGCUACGGUGACCGUCAAACUCGUGGAGCCCAAAGAGGCUUUUGCGGCUUCUGACGUGAAAAGUGCAGCCGCGGUAGACGAGGAGGACAAUGUGACUUUUUACCUGAUGAUCACUUUGGGCUCGGUGUCGCUCCUUUUUGUCAUCAGCAUUGUGGUGCUGAUUGCCAUGCAGUGCUCCAAAUCCACUGAGUACACUUCCAAAUAUCUGCAAGAAACCAAUUAUGAUGGCACACUCUGUCACAGCAUCCAGUACAGAUCGGGAGACAAACGCUACAUGUUAGUUGGACCCCGAAUGAGUAUCGGCUCCACCAUAGUACCGGGCAGCCAUGCCAACACGCUGGUGCUCCCUGACAGGAGACAUACUUCUGGCGAGGUAAGUUUUUUUUUUACUUGCAGCUGCUGA
This is a messenger RNA of Syngnathus typhle (broad-nosed pipefish), 2529 nucleotides long. Its product is annotated as protocadherin alpha-8-like. Gene Ontology annotation, molecular function: calcium ion binding. Gene Ontology annotation, biological process: homophilic cell-cell adhesion. The transcript has 2 exons. NCBI's taxonomy places the organism in Eukaryota, Metazoa, Chordata, Actinopteri, Syngnathiformes, Syngnathidae. Gene Ontology annotation, cellular component: plasma membrane. The coding region runs from base 139 to 2529 and encodes 796 amino acids. The record is from RefSeq and is a predicted model, not a curated record.